ACAGGUUGACGAGUAAGGGUACAAUGGCCAGCGACAUGUACGUAACGUACCUAUGCUUUGAUGACGUAUGUAUGGCGGAAACAUGAGUUAGGAAGGAAUAUACCCUGUACAGGACCGAUGCUUGCAUUUAUACUACAGUAGAAAUUACGCCAACUGGACUUACAUUGGGAACAUUUUGUGUACAUGACCCCGUGUUAGAGGCGCGUUUACCUGGUGUCCGGAUUUACACGUGGGAAGUGGGCGUGUUUGAAUCUCAAAAACACAGAAAUUUCGCGACGGCCUGGAAGUAAAAGCUAUUAUGGGACAGAAAACGAAAAAGCGUGGUGUCUCUUCAGGAGUCAGAGGUGUUCCGAAAGGUUCAGGACACACACCAGAGAAGGAAAAAACGGUAAAUGUCCUCCCGUCCACAAGGUUCCUUCUAGGUAUCAUUGUGUGUUUGGGAUUAGCAAUACUCUUUGCCCUGCUGUACCCUCAAAUAUCAGGUCCAGCUUCCGAUAGGGUAGCACGGUUGGAACCAGAACAGCUGGAGACAGACAGUGAUUCUUGGACAGUGCAGGAUACCGCUCAUCUGAAAAACGACGACACGGAUGACGUACCUGUUUUGAAGCAGAAUGAUCCAAUGAUAGAUGAAGACAUUGAACCAAUAAAUAAUGCAAAACAAACCGUCCCCUUAACGAGGAAAGACGAUGGUAAGAUACAUUUUACACAGGAAACUAAACAAUCAAAUGAAGAAAAACAACACCAUCCAUCUAAGGACAACGGUUCAUCAACUCAAAGUACGUCCAAGACAAAAAUAAAAUCCUCUCCAGGCAAGAACAAGAAGAAGUCGAAAUCCUUAAAGAAAGAAGCAUCCUCUAAAAGUGCCUCUAGAACAAAGACUGACGCAUCUUCGCCAACCUCUACACCUUCAGAUGAGGAAGAAUUACCAAAGGAGGUGAGGGACUUCAAGCCUACAUUUCAAAAGACAAUGAAACCGAAAAAAAUAUUCGCCGACGGAAGGAGACUUCCACCGAUAGAACUGUUACCACAGAAACCAAACAACAGUAGCGUCAAGGUGUUCCUUUAUGACGAGUUCUUGUCGGAGGCUGAAUGUGAUGGUCUCAUGAAGGUCCAUGACAGUCACGUGACACAGGCCAACAAACAUGAUCCUUUCGUCUGCUUCGAUUCCAUCAGCACACUUAGACAACACCUCAAGGCCAACAAAGUCAAGGUCAAGGUCACUCCACAGGACUUUAUGCCAGGAACGCUCUGUGUGAACGCCACGUUCUCAACCCAGUUGAAGUCGUGGCUCCACUCCAACUGGAGCUACAGUACGGCGUUCUACCCCGGCGAGAGCAGGUUCUCCAAGGUGUUUGAGUACAGGGUCAAAGAGGCCACCGGCCUCCUUCCAGAAAAUGGCGGGAAGUUCCAGCUCACGUCAUACCCUCUCGGAAUAGGCUACAAGACACACACAGACUGUAUCGAAAACUCAAAUGAUCAAAGAGACCGCAUGGCCACUAUACUGGUGUACCUUCAGGACGUGGAGGAUGGUGGGGAGACCAUGUUCCCGGAACUGGGCAUAUGGGUAAAACCACGGAAAGGACGGGCGCUCGUAUGGAACAACAUGAACGAGGACGGCAAGUGUGAGCCGCUGUCUAUCCAUAAGGCCGCUAAGGUGGAUCAAGGUCACAAGUACAUUCUACAGAGAUGGUAUUACUACAAAAGUUUUUACUCGCUGGGUAAGCGACCACCGGAACCGGAAAUACCACAUCGAGCAGAAUUUCAGGGACGCGUUUCUUGUGAUGAAUACCAGCACGGAAGUUGUCGAUGGUAUGACGAGUGGAACUACGACCAUUUGGUGGACUAUCUCAACAGGAAGGCCACACUUAUCUAAAUUUAAAAAUCAAACAAACGUAAUGGAUAUACUGCCUUCUGGUUGACCAUCUCAACAAUAAAGGAAUAAAGACCACGUCUAUCUCAAUAAACAAAAAACAAAAACAAACAUAAUGGAUCUACGACCAUCUGGUGGUCUGUCUCAGCAGAAAAAAACACACUUAUCUUAAUAAAGGAUUUAAAAAAAUGCAA
Messenger RNA from Mizuhopecten yessoensis (Yesso scallop), 2064 nucleotides. RefSeq lists its product as uncharacterized. Lineage: Eukaryota; Metazoa; Mollusca; Bivalvia; Pectinida; Pectinidae. The record is from RefSeq and is a predicted model, not a curated record. The coding region runs from base 299 to 1873 and encodes 524 amino acids. Gene Ontology annotation, biological process: peptidyl-proline hydroxylation to 4-hydroxy-L-proline. Gene Ontology annotation, cellular component: endoplasmic reticulum. The transcript is spliced from 7 exons. Gene Ontology annotation, molecular function: procollagen-proline 4-dioxygenase activity; iron ion binding; L-ascorbic acid binding.